Danio aesculapii is the source of this 980-nucleotide messenger RNA. Its product is annotated as leukocyte cell-derived chemotaxin-2-like. The coding region runs from base 88 to 801 and encodes 237 amino acids. NCBI's taxonomy places the organism in Eukaryota, Metazoa, Chordata, Actinopteri, Cypriniformes, Danionidae. The record is from RefSeq and is a predicted model, not a curated record. The transcript is spliced from 5 exons.
UAUUCGAUUCAAACAAUGAUUGUGAUGAUUUUGUGAUGCCAUAAUCACAGCUGGUUUCUACUUUUUCCAGACGUUUGACCUGAAAAGAUGCUGUUGAAAUCCUCCUUGAUUUUCCUGGCAUGUUUGUUUCUCAUGGAUACUUCCCUUGAAAAUGACAAGACAACUACAAAAAGAAAAGCUCAGAGGGAGGAAAUGAAAAUCACCCAACCUAAUAAGAGUCUAACCUCAACCGGAAGAAGCGGAGAGGUUUUAAACAGGACAAGAGGAGUCAAGAUAAGAAAUGACAUGGGAUGUACAAGCAUAGGAGGCAUCUGUCAAUGGAAUAGUUACAUCUGUCAGGGCAGAUAUUUAAAGGAUAAAUGUCGGGGAGAGAAAUCACGCCAGUGUUGUAUGCCAGCUUCAGCAUGGAGUGCUCUGUGUGCUGGAAGCCAUUAUAACAGGGUACGAGCUUGUGACAGCUAUGGUUGCGGUGGCUUUAACUCCAGAAGUGAUAGGGGUCUCCACAAGGGAAUUGAUAUCGUGUGUGAUGAUUAUGGCAUUAUCAAUGCUCCUUUUUCUGGAAACCUGGGUGGUCCUGUCGGGAGAGCAGUUGGAGACUCUGUUCAAUACGAUGGUGUCAAACUCUAUAACAAAGUGCACUGUGUGAAGAUCUUCAACAUCCGAUCAUAUAGUUACUUCGGGUCUGUCGUUGAAGGAGAGGCAAUGGGUUACCUGUUACCCCUACAGGACUCCUUCUCUGGCAUCACCUCACACCUGGAGCUUCAGAUGUGUGAUGGGACUGAUCCUUCACCCUUCAUAUGAGACUUGCUCAUGGAAAAUUAAUUUAGUAAUUCAAAAUACUUGGCAGUGGAUGGCUUUAACAUGUUUAAAUGCUUUUUUUUGUUCAGUGAAACAAAGCACCACAAGAUGGCAGCACAAAUCUACAGAAUAACAAGAAAAUAAACAUGAUAAUUUGUAUUAUUAUUAUUACUCUCAGUUUU